Messenger RNA from Elgaria multicarinata webbii, 736 nucleotides. It is a transcript of the gene CKS1B, whose product is annotated as CDC28 protein kinase regulatory subunit 1B. The transcript is spliced from 3 exons. Gene Ontology annotation, biological process: regulation of mitotic cell cycle. NCBI's taxonomy places the organism in Eukaryota, Metazoa, Chordata, Lepidosauria, Squamata, Anguidae. The record is from RefSeq and is a predicted model, not a curated record. Gene Ontology annotation, molecular function: histone binding; cyclin-dependent protein serine/threonine kinase activator activity; protein kinase binding. Bases 63 to 302 code for a protein of 79 amino acids. Gene Ontology annotation, cellular component: SCF ubiquitin ligase complex; cyclin-dependent protein kinase holoenzyme complex.
AGCGCGGGUGUUUCUUCUUCAUCGUCGUUGGCAUCAUCAUCAUCAUCAUCGCGGUUAUUGUCAUGGCGCACAAUCAGAUCUACUAUUCGGACAAGUACGACGACGAGGAGUUCGAAUACCGGCACGUGAUGCUGCCCAAGGACAUCGCGAAGCUGGUUCCCAAGACCCAUCUUAUGUCCGAGUCGGAGUGGCGGAACUUGGGGGUUCAGCAGAGCCAGGGUUGGGUUCACUACAUGAUCCAUGAACCAGAGCCCCACAUCCUGCUUUUCCGAAGGCCGUUGCCAAAGAAGCCAGAAAAGUGACGCCUGCAGCCCCCUCUUCCGUGUUUUAGAUGCAAGCACCUUUUUAAAAAACAACUGUGUGUUUUGGGAGGUUUUGUAAAAGAAGUUUGAUAAAUGUCUUCAAUACAUUUGUCAAGAGGAUGCCACUCAACACAACCAGCACACCACUGAUGCCAGCUGAGAAAAGCUUCCCUUGCUGCAGAAAGAUUGUCUACUGAAAAGGACAAAUUUAGCUAUCGAAAUUUAGCUAAUUUAUUUUAACACUGGCUGAAGGCUCCUGCUGUAUGCAUACAGCAGUGGGGCUAUUUUGGUUUUUAAAUCCCAGAGGAAGUGGCGUGUUUCUCUGCUUGGAUAUUUUUUAAUAUAUAUUUCUUUUUAAAAUGUGUAUUUCAAGUUCUCCUUCGGAACUUUUUCAUGUUAUUUUAACACUCCAUCAAUAAAAUGCAAAGAUUCUA